AUGGCGUUGCCACAGGAGGAAUUGCGGUUCAAUACGGUGGAAGAGACGGUAGAGGCGUUCAGAAAUGGAGAAUUCAUCAUCGUGCUUGACUCAGAAGACAGAGAGAAUGAGGGCGACCUGAUCAUUGCCGCAGAUUCCAUCACCACUCGCAAAAUGGCCUUCAUGGUUAGACAUUCAAGUGGCUAUAUAUGCGCCCCGAUACUGCCCAACCUAGCCACCCAUCUCGAACUGCCCCAAAUGGUCUCCCAGAGCACCGAUCCGCACCGCACCGCAUACACAGUCUCAAUCGACUCGAAUGACCCUUCAGUCACCACCGGAAUCUCUGCGCAUAAUAGAGCGCUUACCUGCCGCACCCUAGCCUCCCCUGAUGUCAAGCCUUCCAGCUUCCGACGGCCCGGCCAUAUCCUACCCCUCCAAGCAAGGGUUGGAGGCGUACGUGAGCGGCGAGGCCAUACUGAAGCUACUGUUGACUUCUGCCGAUUGGCCGGGAAGUUCCCUGCCGGCGUCAUCUGUGAGCUAGUUGAAGAUGGCGAGUCUCCAGAGGGAGUCGCCGAGCAGUCUGGUGGUGGGAUGCUUCGGCGGGACGGAUGCUUGAAGUUUGGAAAGAAAUGGGGCAUCAAAGUCUGUACGAUCGAGGCAUUGGUGGAAUACCUGGAGAAGACAGAGGGACCUCUUCCAGUCGUUAAUGGGAAGCAUAGUUAA
Molecule: messenger RNA, 702 nt
Organism: Trichophyton rubrum CBS 118892
Lineage: Eukaryota; Fungi; Ascomycota; Eurotiomycetes; Onygenales; Arthrodermataceae
Product: 3,4-dihydroxy-2-butanone-4-phosphate synthase
Exons: 3
Coding region: 1-702 (233 amino acids)
Biological process (GO): aerobic respiration; riboflavin biosynthetic process
Cellular component (GO): mitochondrial intermembrane space; cytosol
Molecular function (GO): 3,4-dihydroxy-2-butanone-4-phosphate synthase activity
Source: RefSeq, a predicted model, not a curated record